AUGCGAAUACGUUGCGAUGACGACCUUUUCAGCGAGGACUUCACUCCAGCCGCUCAGCCCGUAGUAGUACCACAAACACAACCUACGCAUGCGCAGCCACCUCGGACGGCUCCUGAUUCAGCAAGAGGUCGUGGAAGGGGUCGUGGCCGAGGCAGGAACGUGAAUGAAGCUAGAGACACCACAGAAAGGAUCGAGACCACGGGUCAAGGUAGACAGCCUCAGAAGUCACGAAAUGCGCGUCCUCAACAACAGGCACAACCUCAAAGCGCUCCUCCUGAAAAUGCACCCUCUGGACCACGGAAGGAGACACCACAAGCUGUUCGCGGCGACAGAUCAGCAGCCGGUGGACUUCCAAAACCCAAGCUGACGGAAGAGGAACUGGCAGAGAAGAUGGCCCGUAUUCAGAUAAAGAAUGCCUCACUCACAGCCGCUCAUGCGCGCGCAGAAGCUGAUGCUGCGUCGUUCGCUGAGAGAGAACAGCAAGCCAAGCAGAUUGCUGACCAACGCAAGAAAGAGGAAAGAAGAGAUCGACAGCAGAUGAUGGGUGAAAGGGAGAAGAAUCGACAACGAAAACUUAAGGCUAUGGAGGGUCGUGAAUGGGACGCGGAAAAGCGCGAGGAUGACUUUGGGAAGGGAGGGAGAUUUGAUAAGAAGGGUGGCUUUGCUGGAGAUCGUGAGGAUUAUGACGAUGGGAGGGAAUAUCUUUACCAAGAGCCGAGGGGUGGUGGAAGAGGGAGAGGUAGUGGGAGAGGAGGGAGAGGAGGACGACUACAGGAACAGCACGCCCCUCGACCGGAAGAGUUUCCCGCACUGCCAGCAUCGAAGGUUGAGAAGCUAGAUCAAUCGAAGACAUUGCCAGAUACCCGUGGGCCUUCUGGGGGGUCUUGGGCGGAGCAGAUGGAAUCUUCGGCUCAAUAA
Pseudocercospora fijiensis CIRAD86 is the source of this 918-nucleotide messenger RNA. RefSeq lists its product as uncharacterized. The transcript has a single exon. NCBI's taxonomy places the organism in Eukaryota, Fungi, Ascomycota, Dothideomycetes, Mycosphaerellales, Mycosphaerellaceae. Bases 1 to 918 code for a protein of 305 amino acids. The record is from RefSeq and is a predicted model, not a curated record.